Messenger RNA from Scomber japonicus (chub mackerel), 1515 nucleotides. RefSeq names its product angiopoietin 2b (gene angpt2b). The coding region runs from base 1 to 1515 and encodes 504 amino acids. Gene Ontology annotation, biological process: Tie signaling pathway. Gene Ontology annotation, molecular function: receptor tyrosine kinase binding. The record is from RefSeq and is a predicted model, not a curated record. The transcript has 9 exons. NCBI's taxonomy places the organism in Eukaryota, Metazoa, Chordata, Actinopteri, Scombriformes, Scombridae.
AUGGGCCGCCUGCUGGCCCUGACUGUUGCCUACCUGGCCCACCUGCUGGCCACCGCAAUCGGCUCAGAUCGCCAACAGCACCACAUGCAGCACGGCCGCUGCAGCUACACCUUCAUCCUCCCCGAGGUGGAGCACUGUCAUCCCCUGAAGGACUUUGAGGUCACGAACACACUCCAGAGGGACUCCCCGCCACAAGUCGAACCUGACGUAAGCCAAUCCAAGCAGGGUAAGGCCCAAAAAGAGAGGCCUUCCUGGCAGGAGAGGAAGCUGGAGAGUCUGGAGAACGCAAUGGAGAAUAACACUCUGUGGCUGCAGAAGCUGGAGAACUUCAUCCAAGAGAAUGUGCGCUCUGGGAUGGAGGAAAUGAAGAGAACUGCGGUACACACCCAGACAGCUGCCAUGCUUGAGAUGGGAACCAACCUCCUCAGCCAAUCAGCAGAGCAGACUCGCAAACUGACAGACGUUGAAACCCAGGUGUUAAACCAGACAAGUCGCCUGGAGAUCCAGCUGCUGGAAUAUUCGCUCUUCACUAACCGGUUGGAGAAACAUAUUCUCCUGCAGACUCAGGAGAUCUCACGCCUCAGUGAUAAAAACAGUUUUCUCGAGCAGAGGCUCUUAGCGUUGGAGGCUCAGUAUGGGCAGGAGCUGCAGGGGAUGCAGACUGAAAAGCAGCAGCUUCAGGAGCUCCUGGAGAGGCAGAGUCGACUGGUCAGUCAGCUCCAGGGUGAACUGGGCAGCUCCACACUCAACAGCACCUUACUACAGAGACAGCAGGCUGUGCUCACAGACACUGUUCAGCAGUUGCUGGCUAUGGUCAAUCACUGCAAUGAAAUCUCCAAUAUGCCCAAGGAGGAGCCACUUAGUUUCAGGGACUGUGCGGAGAUCCUGCGAUCUGGAGUGACACAGAGUGGAAUAUAUAGCAUACGUCUCCCCAACUCCACCCAGACUGUCAAGGUUUUCUGUGACAUGAAGACUAGAGGUGGAGGGUGGACUGUGCUACAGCAUCGCAGAAACGGAUCUGUUGACUUCCAUCGUGGGUGGAGGGACUACAAAAUGGGUUUUGGAGAGCCGUCUGGGGAACACUGGCUGGGAAAUGAUAUCAUCCACAAGCUCACCAGCUCCCAGGAAUACAGUCUGCAUGUCCAACUCAAAGACAGAGAGGGGAACGAGGCCUAUUCACAUUAUGAUCGCUUCUACAUAGAUGGAGAGGACGACAACUACAGCCUUCAUGCCGAGGGCUUCAGUGGCACUGCUGGACGGACUAGCAGCCUCACCCACACUGGCACCCAGUUCAGCACCAAGGACAGAGACAAUGACCGUUGCACCUGCAAGUGUUCCCAACUGGCAUCUGGAGGUUGGUGGUUUGAGGCCUGCGGUCCAUCCAACCUGAAUGGCAUAUAUUACCCCAGCUCAUCCAGUGUGGUUCGUUACAAUGGUAUUAAGUGGUACUAUUGGAAGGGUCCAAAUCUGAUGGCUACCAUGACAACCAUGAUGGUGCGCCCGGCAAACUUGUGA